AUGGAUGUGGUCAACAUCCCAAAGACACGCCGCACCUACUGCAAGGGCAAGCAAUGCCGUAAGCACACUCCACACAAGGUCACCCAAUACAAGAAGGGUAAGGACUCUAUCUACGCCCAAGGUAAACGUCGUUACGACAGAAAGCAAUCCGGUUUUGGUGGUCAAACUAAGCCAGUUUUCCACAAGAAGGCUAAGACUACCAAGAAGGUUGUUCUCCGUCUUGAAUGCUCAGUUUGCAAGUACAAGAUGCAACUCUCCCUCAAGAGAUGUAAGAACUUCGAACUUGGUGGUGAGAAGAAGCAAAAGGGUGCUGCUUUGAACUUCUAG
This is a messenger RNA of Wallemia mellicola CBS 633.66, 327 nucleotides long. RefSeq names its product 60S ribosomal protein L44. Gene Ontology annotation, molecular function: structural constituent of ribosome. The transcript has 3 exons. NCBI's taxonomy places the organism in Eukaryota, Fungi, Basidiomycota, Wallemiomycetes, Wallemiales, Wallemiaceae. Gene Ontology annotation, biological process: translation. The coding region runs from base 1 to 327 and encodes 108 amino acids. Gene Ontology annotation, cellular component: ribosome; cytosolic large ribosomal subunit. The record is from RefSeq and is a predicted model, not a curated record.